AUGGCCUCCAUCGUCGAACGUUACGACACGUUUGCCUCAAACCCGUCUAAAAUCUACUCGCCAUUCCCUCAGUCGCGAAGCCUCGACCUCCUCGUUCAUGCCAACGGAUGUCACUUGUGUCACUCUCAACUGCAAUAUCAACUCUGCCAGGGGAGGAACGAGGUUGCUUUCCGCUCAGAAGGGGUCUCAGUGCACCACAAAGGUAAUUCUGCGCUGUCGCUGCCCUCCGCGACUCCUCCAAGCCGUGCCUCCCGAAUCUGCUGA
Mesocestoides corti is the source of this 264-nucleotide messenger RNA. The record is from the annotation of a GenBank genome assembly. Lineage: Eukaryota; Metazoa; Platyhelminthes; Cestoda; Cyclophyllidea; Mesocestoididae.